AUGCACACAGGUCUCUCCUUCUUGGUGUCGGCUUCUUACGCCGAGGAUGUCCACGGAGUGGUCCAGUUCCAACUUGCAAAGAUCCUCAUGGCAUAUCUCAGACUCUAUAGGGCAUCAGAGGGCCAUCAUGUGCCGAUGAGUUCCAAGUCCCAGCAGCGGAUGCAUCUGGUCUCCCUCAGGGAUGCGCUCAGGCUCACCGUCAAGGAGGCUCUGUAUCGCAUCACGUCCAAGUUCGGGCAGUGCCUUCAAGCCGUGAACAUGUGUCCCGAGGACCAAGCUCUGCUCUCGGAAUUCAUUGCUUUCCAAGAAUGAAGAAAUUCCAGAAGCAAGAAGGGGAAUCGACCGAACACGACCGAUCUGUGAUUGCCUGUUUCCACGUGUGCACCACUGUUCAGUGUAGGAAUGUUUGUGUGCAUGAAUGUAAAAUUAAUGUGAAUGUGACAACAUGAUUCUUCUCCAGUC
Darwinula stevensoni is the source of this 462-nucleotide messenger RNA. The record is from the annotation of a GenBank genome assembly. Lineage: Eukaryota; Metazoa; Arthropoda; Ostracoda; Podocopida; Darwinulidae.